Suillus plorans is the source of this 1773-nucleotide messenger RNA. RefSeq lists its product as uncharacterized. Lineage: Eukaryota; Fungi; Basidiomycota; Agaricomycetes; Boletales; Suillaceae. The transcript has 2 exons. The record is from RefSeq and is a predicted model, not a curated record. Bases 1 to 1773 code for a protein of 590 amino acids.
AUGGAUGCUGGAGAAAUAUGGUCCUCAUCAAGAAGUGCAUGGAUUAGUGGACUAGGAUCUGCAAUACUCUUCAGAGACUAUGGAUACAGAAUUCUGCCUAGUUUUUCUCAGAUGUUUUGGUUGGGCCCUCCAGUGGAUACCUUGGAUUGCAUGAUGAGAAUUGGGGUAUCUGACACAUAUGAUCCCAGCUGGCAAGUUGGUCAUUGGAGAGCACAAAGCCAUAGUCUGUCUAGAAGCUCCAUGUUUCCUAAGGAGGAAAGAAUAAUCCCCAGUGAUAUUAGGAUCAUGGCUGCAUCUGAAAUGUUGCUAGAUGCUCAAAGGCUAGCUGCAGAGAAAAAAGGAGCAUAUGAGACUCUGUUUGUCUAUGGAGCCCAUCUCAUUGGAGGCCAAAGAAUCAUAUUAGACCUGGAGCUGGAUAUGGAUGUUCCUGAUGAAAUCACUGUUUUAGUGGACAUUGACAGCUACAUCUGGGUCACUUCAAACUUUUGCCCAGCCCUCAGCUUAGGAAUCUACUUGGCUCCUGUAAUUGAUCAUCAAGUACCCAUUCACAAGCACAACCAUAUUUAUGUGGAUAUUCUCAUCCCUCAAAGUGCUGAUGACCAGGGUCCAGAUGGUACUGCACGAAAAGAGUGGUGGACCAAGUCUGUUCCUUUAAGCUCCAUAUCUCAUGUGCCAUUUGGAAUGCUGAGCACAGCAAAUCAUGCUUCCAAUUUUCUGCUGUUAUUUCCACGAAUAAUCCACAAGCGUACCAACUCAUCUCUCAAGGCCACCAGGAUUCCUCUUGAUGUCAUUGAUUUAUUUUGGAAUGAGGUGGUCCUGCCUUCUAUAUCUCAGGAGGCACCAAAUUCUUCUCUGCCCUAUGUGGAUACCACUGUGCAUGAAAUCAGAUAUAAAUCCAGAAAAGGUGGAUCUGGUCAGCCUGGAAGCCAAAGACCCAAGGCUACUCCUGUCUCCAAGGUGGCAUUUGAAAGAAUUCAAAGAAGCAUGAGAACUAGAGUCAAAGAUCAAGCAAUGUUGGCACCAUAUGGAUCCUUCUUCUUUGUCUUGGAAGGCAAAGGCAUCAAACUAUGGACUAAGGAUGGCCAGGAUGGCAGAUAUGACUCUCCCUAUGAAGCUUUGAAAAAAAACUUCACAAACCUGGACUGGAAUUAUAUGAUGGAUAGGAAUCAUGGAGAACUAUACUUGGAUAUAGGAAUCAGCUUCAAUCCCACUGGUCAAUUUGUGGGUCUUUGGAGGCUUGAUGCAUUACAGGUAUCUUUUCAGAAAGGAGGCUUUAGAAAAGGCAUCACUCACCACACCAACACUCUGGGAAGAUAUGGAGGAAUUCAGGCAGAAAUGCUCUUGGCCAAUGCAAGACCUAACCAGAUCUGCUUCCGAUCAGCUUACCAGCUGUGCUAUGAGGCCAUUAGACCUAAUAACAAUCAACCCAAGUCCAUUUCUGAUAGAGAUGGCUAUCAUCUUACAGAUGGAUAUCUCAAAGAAUGCCAAUGGAUGCAUGAAAUCUACAGUGGAGGUGCUUCUCAAAGAGCUUAUGGAUGUAGAGAUGAGUAUAGAAUGAGUGGACAGGCUGCUUUGAAGGUGCUUCCUCAUUUAAAAGAGCAGGCUGAAGCUUUUAUGAAAUCACAACCUAUUCUUUGGAUCCCUUCCAAUAUUUGGUUUGGCCUCAUGGAUGCCAGACUGAAAGGCUUGAGAUAUGCUCAAAAAUCUCUCAAAGCACAUAAACCUCUCAACUAUAGCAUUCUGGCAUAUCCCGUAUUCCGGACCUACAUCUGA